Aspergillus wentii DTO 134E9 is the source of this 2404-nucleotide messenger RNA. Its product is annotated as Zn(II)2Cys6 transcription factor. Gene Ontology annotation, biological process: DNA-templated transcription; positive regulation of transcription from RNA polymerase II promoter by galactose. Lineage: Eukaryota; Fungi; Ascomycota; Eurotiomycetes; Eurotiales; Aspergillaceae. Gene Ontology annotation, cellular component: nucleus. The transcript is spliced from 5 exons. The coding region runs from base 168 to 2267 and encodes 699 amino acids. Gene Ontology annotation, molecular function: RNA polymerase II cis-regulatory region sequence-specific DNA binding; DNA-binding transcription factor activity, RNA polymerase II-specific; zinc ion binding. The record is from RefSeq and is a predicted model, not a curated record.
UUCAAACUGCAGCAGAUUGCGGAUCAAUUCUGGAAUGCGGGGUCAAUCGCCCUCACCUCCUCGGCUUGUCUGUCGGGUCAUUCGGGUGCUGAUCUCGAACCCGUAUCUUAGAUAUGACCAGCGGGCCCGCAUCCGACGUCGUUGAUAAUAGCACCUAGACGCCCGCCAUGCCACGCCCCAAGGUCCAUCCUUCUAAUCGUCUGCGAGCAUUCGAGGCUUGCCUUUUCUGCAGAACAUCCAAGAAGCGCUGUACAGGAUCAUUUCCAUGUCCCAACUGCAUCCAUAGAGGACGAGCCGAUUCCUGCGUUCCGUCGAAGAAAACGGGCCCGAGCCAUCAGAGCCGCCCUUCGUUUACAUCUCCGUCGUCAAAUGCCGCUGAUUUACAGACCUCUGCUGCGACCCCAGCUUCCAGGGCCCAAGUGACCGCUGGAUUUAGUCCACACAAUGAAGCGUACCCACCGAUUCACAGUUCAAGCCCACAACCCAAUGUGUCGGCUCGUACACCCAUCGAACCGGGACCGGGAUCACCAGAAGCUCAGCACAGGACCCACCCCCGGAUGCUGCGUAGCUUGCAGGGUGAACGAGUCUUCGUGGGGAAAGCCGCCUCGUUGUCUUUUCUACAGUUGCUCCGGGAUACGAUCACUCAGCACAUCGGACCAUCCCAAUUCUCGCAUAAUGUAAGAAGCGAUGAUAUGCUCGAGACUGAGACGCCGCAUGAUGUUCCAUCGGAUUUUGAGGAUCGAUUGGAUCGGGACCAGAAGCUGGCAUUCGUUCGGGCCUACCGCAUAGCGACAAGCGGAUUCAUCGAUGCUGUUCCAGACUCAGAGGCAACGGAAAUACUAAACGAAUCGAGCCACGCCAGCACAGACCCGAAUAAUACCAGGACAGCAUUGAAAGAUGUCAUGGUUGCGAUUGGGGCGCAGUCAUGUAAGAGCUACCCUAUAGCGAUUCAGACAGAACGCUUCUUCUUCGCUCGAGGGCAGCGCAGGGCGUUUGCCAGCAUGCUGGAGAAUCCGAGUUUGGAGCUGGUUCGCUUGUUUCUCUUGAUGGCAUUCUAUAUGCUUGGAGCCUGUCGGAGAAAUGCUGCAUUCAUGUACCUGGGUGUGGCCGCUCGUGCUUCCGUGGCAUUGGGUCUUCACCAGACCGAUUCUUCUGGAUUGUUAUCCAUGAUCGAACAAAACCAGAGAUCGCAGGUAUGGAUGAGCGUUUGCGUCUUGGACUUCCUCGUCAGCUCAAUUCUCGGGCGACCAUCUGCGACUGCGACCUUACGUUCCGAGACAGGGGAUAUUUCUCUCGACAUGACCAGGCAAAGUAACACGAGAGAGUUGAGCCUGGUUGCCUCGUAUCAUAUGUCGCUCAUACUCGAGGAGAUAAUCACGCAGUUAUACAGCGAAAAAGCUGCUUCCGCGGAGGUCGCAGAAGCUUUGCUAGAGAAGCUCAAGCGAUGGAGCGAUAACCUACCAGCACCAUUACUCACGACUCCAAGGUCGGGACAUGAGCUCUUUGCCGCCCAGGAGCGUAUCAUAGGGAGCUUGCAUGUUGCUUGCUCGUACCAUUUUGCCGUCAUUAUAGUCACGCGGCCGUUUUUGAUAUCGGCCCUCAGCAUUCGACUGGCUCGGUUGCAUCAAGAUCUGUCAGAGACGACACUUGACCGAUUACCUGAGGAGGAUCCAGCACACUCCAGAUUGGCUACUGGAUGUAUUGACUCGGCUAUAUACAUGAUACAAACUUGUUUGGAAAUCCACAGAUCCCACUUACUGCUAGGAAACAUGUGCAUUCUAAAGGCAUUCGUCUUCGCCGCAGCAUUGACCCUCGGGUUCUCCAUGUUCUCCCAAAUGGAAGUAGAUUCAACAUGGGAAGAAGCAUUCAACGGCGCAACCGAAAUCCUCCGCAUAUUCUCCCAACAAUCCGCCCAAGCGGCACACUACUCCGAUAUUCUCACAUCGCUGGCAAACGCCAUCGCCGAACAGCGCCAGCGACUAACCUCACACAGACGACAAAGCCGAAGCCGCUAUGUUAGCAAGUUAUUCACCCUGGAUGGGCGAAGACCCUCCUCCCCCGAACAGCCUAGAACCCAAGAAAUUGGAUUCUCGCCCAUGCCGAUACAAAGUAAUAUGUUUUAUCCGUGGAUGCAAGGCGAUCCAGAUCUAGAUAGUGUUUUGUCGGGCUGGGAUGGUAUGGAGUUGCCUCUAUGGGAUAGUUUCCCGUUUACGGUUGAGUCUUUUCAACUGCAGGAUAGAUCGAACGAGACGCCAACGGGAUUGUGAUUUCAUCCAAAUUCCUCAUCUUGUGGCAUGUACAUUCUCUGCUACUUUGUAUUCAUUCAGAUAACCAAGAAUGGAUUCCUAGACCAUUAUAACUACGUUAUUAUUAAUGACCAAUGCCAAAUUCAACUGUAAACGCC